Molecule: messenger RNA, 3534 nt
Organism: Aureobasidium musti
Lineage: Eukaryota; Fungi; Ascomycota; Dothideomycetes; Dothideales; Saccotheciaceae
Source: the annotation of a GenBank genome assembly
AUGUCAGCGCCGCCAUUCAAGGUCAAGGCCGUCUACGAAUAUGCGAGCCCCCACGAAGACGACCUCCNNCCCUUCCCCGAAGGCCAGAUCAUCACCGUCAUAGCUCUGGAAGACGCCGACUGGUACGAGGGCGAGUACACCGAUGCUUCGGGCAACAAGCACGCCGGUCUGUUCCCCAAGAAUUUCGUCGAGCGCUACGAGCCAGAGAUCCCUUCACGACCCGCCAGACGCCCUACUUCCGAGGUCCGCUCUCCUCCUCCACAACCUCCUGNNUACCCGAACCUGGCCCUGGUCACUUCCCCGAGGAAGCUGAUGAGGACGGCGAUGAUGAUGACAGCUUUGCCGAGCCACCACCUGUCCCUGCUCAAUCAAACUCCCUCAGAACCUGCCAAGGCCGAGCCUCCUAAGAAAGAGCCUCCACCUGUGAGCAGCAAGCCGAGUUCGUUCAGAGACCGUAUCGCCGCAUUCAACAACGCAGGAGCAGCUCCUGUGGCUCCCUUCAAACCCGCCGCUCCUACCUUCAUCAAGAAGCCGUUCGUCGCACCUCCUCCGAGCAAGAACGCAUACAUUCNNCCUCCACCCAAGGCCGAGCCAGUACAGAAGGUUUACCGAAGAGAAGAGGAUCCAGACAUCCAGAAAGAGCAAGCUCAAGCAGAUGAGAAUGCCGCAAAGGCUGGUUUGUUGCCUUCAGACCAUCCUCAAUCCCCCACUGGCGAAGAGGAGGAGGAUCAACCCAAGCCUCAGAGUUUGAAGGAGAGAAUUGCCAUGUUGCAGAAGCAGCAAAUGGAGCAAGCAGCCCGAAGAGCAGAUGUCAGCGACAAACNNCAAAGCCCAAGAAGCCCGUCAAGAAGAACACAGAUGAAUCCACAGAGUCUGNCUGCUGCUGCUGCUCCACCUCCAAUUCCGCAAGCACAUGUGCCAGCCGCUGAAGAAGAGGAUGAUGCGGUCCAAGCAGAACCAGCAGAACGUCAGGUUCGCCAAUCCCUGGAUCAACCUCGCGAUCGCGAACGUACUCGUGGCGCUUCUGCUCGUGGGGUGUCCCGUGAACCCGCAUUGCCUACUGCUGGAGACGAGGUCUUGAGCGACUCCAACGAUGCCGACAUGUCUGGAGCUGGAGAUGUCACAGAAGAGAACGACAUUGACAGCGACUCGACACAACCCGCCAGAAAGUCGAUGCAAUCUCAACGCGCACCGGCAGCUCCAGUUCAAGAAGCAGAUGUUGGCGAACAACAAGACACAACCGAAGAUGAUGAGAGCGAAGAGGAUGAGAUGGAUGCAGAGACUCGCCGUCGUAUGGAGUUGAGAGAACGUAUGGCCAAGAUGAGUGGUGGCAUGGGCAUGGCAGGCAUGUUCGGAGCCCCUGCUGGCAUGCCUGGUAUGAUGGCACCUGCUCCUCCCAAGCCCAAGAAGACCAAGGAGCCCAAGCCUGAGCACGAUGAGGCAGCCGCGCCUGCUCCUGCUCAAGCACCUCGUGUGCCAGUCAUGCCUGGCAUGCAGACAGCACGUAGUCCCGAGGUUGAAGACAGACAGCUCGCAGUUGAGAAGGAAGCUGAGCAUGACACAUCGAUCACGAGCGAGAGAGACCCUUUGACUGUGCCAGACGUUGAGGAUGUCAAGCCUCAGCCACCACCACACAUCGAGCCUGUACACCGUGUGCCCCCAAUCCCGCAAGGUGAAACGUCCUCUAGNCAUCCCCAACUAGCGAACGCGCUCCUCCACCGCCGGUUCCUGGCGCUCGUCCUGUGCCUGCCCCUCCAGUCCCUGAGAGUGAGCCGACCUGUACCUCCACCUCCACCUCCGGUAGACACGCAGAUGGACCCCACCGAAGGCGAAGAAUCGGAUGACGAACGCUCUCUGGCUCCUAUAAGACAGUCAACAGAUGUGUCUCGAGGCGCUCCUCCACCCGUUUCCAGACCAGAGGCCAACCGCUCACCUUCUAUGGGAUCGACAAAGCGUGCUUCGACCUUUGGCAGCAUAGAUGCCAUGUCGCCUACCUCACCUGUCACUCCUGCCUCUGACAGGAGACAAAGUCGCAUUCCUCCCAUCCCUGGCACUUUGGCAACUCCUCCCCAAGCUCGUGCUCCUCCUCCACCUCCGCCAGCCGGUGCUCCUCAACUUCCUCCAAUCAUCCCGAGCGCUCCUCUGGGCGAGCCCGAUGAAGGUGAAAGUGAAUACGAAGGCGACUACGAUACCGACAUCGCUUCGGGUGUCAACCACAAGGAUGCCCUAAAGUCGCAUGUCAGAGAUUCGAGCCUCGAUGAGCCAGAUGUGCCUGCUCCUGCUCCUGCUCCUGCUCCUGCUCCUCGUGCCGUUCCUCCUCCACCUCCAACUCAACCUCCGCCACCGACCAGAGCCUCAAUUGAUGCUCCUCGUGUUGCUCCUCCACCUGUUCCAGUCCAUGCGCCUGCCCAACAACAGUAUGGGGAAGACGACGAAGAAGACUAUCAAGAACCUCCUCGUGCUCUUCCAAUUCGUGCUGUGCCACCACCUCCACCCACUGCCCCAGCUCCAGUUCCCAUCCAGCAGGAGUAUGUAGACGACAGCUCGGAUGACAUGUACGACGCACCGCCUGCUCGUCCGUCAAUGGACCGUCCACCUCCACCACCUCCAGUCGAUCAAGAUCGUGCUGCUCCUUUGCCUCCUUCUCAACCACCACAAAUGGCUCGAACGGCAACUCACCAGUCUCGCCAAUCACUGGACGUCAGCCGUCCGUCAAUGAACAUGCGUCGUAGCAUGGAUGUUGGCAGACCCUCUGGAGAUGGGCACAUUGCUACAGAUGUCGACCUGGCAGAAUCUUCCCUCUGGUGGGCACAACCCAACACUCCUCCGCCAGUCUUCCAAAACCGAAGCGAUGUUUUGUUCGAAGUCGAGGAAAACGUAACACAAAGACGCGGUGGCAGAACGGCAAUCGCAAAAGACAUUUACGUUCUAUUCAUCGACUACAGCCAAACCGUCAUCACCGCCCGCUACGAUGGCCAAAACCCUCAAGAAGUAUCCUUUGAGCAGAGACACGAACCACCUCCCNCACGUCUCCGUCAAGAUCAACUGGAAACCGCAUGGCAGAAGUACGGCGCCCGCAUGUCCGAAGCCGCAGCUGCCAAANAGGAUCAUGUGGUUGGUGACGGCAGCCCCAACGCUCUUGUGCUCGACCUCCUCAAACCCUUUUCCGACGCACUCAGACCUGUAGGCACUAGAGCCUACGGCGCCCUUGUGUAUGCCAACCUCGCCAACGCCUCCGUGCAGCAAUUCGACGAAAUACGUCCUGGCGAUAUCAUUACCCUGCGCAAUGCCAAGCUUCAAGGUAAACACGGCGCCAUGCAUAAAUCGUAUGCUAUGGAUGUGGGUAUGGGUGUUACUUCUCAUGUUGCUGUUGUUGUUGAUUGGGAUGGUACCAAGAAGAAAGUUCGUGCUUGGGAGCAAGGUAGAGAGAAACAGAAGACCAGGAUGGAGAGUUUCAGACUUGGAGAUUUGAGGAGUGGAGAAGUCAGGGUUUGGAGGGUUGUUGGGAGGGAGUGGGUUGGUUGGGAUUCGUGA